Aspergillus sclerotioniger CBS 115572 is the source of this 351-nucleotide messenger RNA. RefSeq lists its product as uncharacterized. NCBI's taxonomy places the organism in Eukaryota, Fungi, Ascomycota, Eurotiomycetes, Eurotiales, Aspergillaceae. The coding region runs from base 1 to 351 and encodes 116 amino acids. The transcript has a single exon. The record is from RefSeq and is a predicted model, not a curated record.
AUGACCCAUGGAGAUGGUGCCGCAACGCAGAAAUGGGAGUUGUACGGUGUUCGUGUCACUGUGCUGGACGCGGGCACGUGGGCCGGGGAGAAUGUCUCUGUCGUCAACCGGCACGACCUCCCUUCCUUCUCGCUCUCGACGCAUCCUCCUGCAUCCCCCGAGAUGCUGGCCCAGUGGCAGUCCGUGAUGCCCCCCGCGUGCAUCAACCCAUGCCACUUUGUGGCAACCGAUCUGCUGGCUGUGGCGAUCCCGAGCGCAUUGUUUGCUUAUCACGUUUCCGUCCACUGCCAUGCGGGCAAGGCGCGCGACCACUAUGGACCCCUGUUCCAGCGCUUAUCUGCUGAGGGAUGA